Messenger RNA from Penicillium griseofulvum, 1458 nucleotides. RefSeq names its product Alcohol acetyltransferase. Bases 1 to 1458 code for a protein of 485 amino acids. Gene Ontology annotation, molecular function: N-acetyltransferase activity. The transcript is spliced from 2 exons. The record is from RefSeq and is a predicted model, not a curated record. Lineage: Eukaryota; Fungi; Ascomycota; Eurotiomycetes; Eurotiales; Aspergillaceae.
AUGUCACAACCCACCAAGUUCAUGAGACUUGCAAGUCCCAAUGAACGCCGAACAAUCAGUCGCGAAGAUGUCGGCUUUUACAACGCGCUCGUCAUAGCGGCAAUUUAUGAAAUUGCGAGUGAAAAUGUAGAUGUCAAUUGCGCCGAGUCAUUUCUUGCACCUUUGAAACACUGCAUAGAGAAGUACCCACACCUAAGCGUGGUAGUCAAGGACAAGGAUACCGAGAAGCCAUCAUACGAAGCUGUUUCUAGUAUUGAUCUCCACAAUCAUUUGUCUAUAAUUCACGAAGACGAAGCUAGUAGCAAUGGCGAGACAGCAACAAUUGAAAAGAUCAUGCCAGCCAUACUUGACCGGCCUUGGCCUGCUGAUAUCCCACCUUGGCGAAUCGUGGUCCUCCCUUUGGUUUCUCCCCAAGAAUCCAAAGCGAAGCGAUGCUUUGUCGCCUUUGCAUUCUCUCAUGCUCUCGGAGACGGCAUGGUUGGAGUCGCCUUCCAUCGCACUUUUCUAGAUGCAUGGCGCCAGACCGCUGGUAUGGAGGAGAGUGCCUCUUUCUUAAUGACUCCUACAAGUCAAACGCUUCCGGCACCCUUUGACACACCUGAAAGGCUUCCCAUAUCUUGGAAGUUCCUCCUUGAGCCGUUGAUAGCUGUUUACUUGCCAAAGUUUCUAUGCAAACUUCUUGGGCUCCGCGCAUCUGCUAGCACGCUAGAUGCCGGUACUUGGAUUGGGUCGCCCAUGUUCUUCAAUCCGGCAGCCGCCCUCCAGAGCAGAGUAAGGAUAAUUGAUAUCGAGGCUUCGCUCGUUCAGAAGGCCCUUCAAGCGUCAAGAAGCCAUGGUACCAAGCUCACAGGGACGGUGCACCAAAUGAUUGUUCGGGCGCUAAGCAAGGCCAUUCCUAGUCCUGGCGUGACCAAUUUUGUCUCGGGAACGCCCGUUGAUAUGCGAGCAUCUAUCGGGACGCCUGGUCUCACAUGGGGUCUUUUCGUCUCUGGACAUUACGAGGUACAUCCACGGGUACCGAAUGUGACGGAGCCUGCUUUGUCCGAGGAGAUGUGGGCCGCUGCCAGUUCAAUAACACAGAAACUCGCUAUAUGUGGUGCGACGCUACAAGACCAAGCAAUCGGCCUUCUGAGAUAUGCCCCCAGCAUCAGGGAUUGGACGUUGAGUAAAAUUGGACAACAGCGGGACUCCUCGUAUGAACUGAGCAAUUUGCUUGCGUUUGAUAACAUGGACGACAGUGCAGACCAAAAAUGCAAGGUUGUUAAGAUGGUGUUCUCACAGCCUGGAAAUGUUACCAGUGCGCCACUUGUUUUCAACAUGAUCAGUGUCAAAGGGGGUAGCUUGGUGUGCACAGUAAGUUGGCAAGCUGGGGCCUUGGAUGUCCCAAUAGAGGAGGAAAUGCCAUUAGUUGAUCAUAUAUGUUCGUCGAUUCGAGCGGACUUUGAAGCCUUGGAUUAA